AUAUGUUAUGCUCAGAUUCAGAUUUAACGUUACUCGUGACAAAAGAAGACAUGAAUUCAAGAUAAUUGCCGUCUGUUGGCAUUGUAACUUUUAGUUGCGCCGAUACACUACAAAUCCCAUGAACCCCACGUACUAAGAAGCACACGUUACGUCAACCAGCGUGGGGAAAACUCACAUGGUAGCUGACUGGAAAUAGACAGGACUACAUUCGGAGCAGAGUUUCUGAUGUACUAUAAUAGUGGGGAAUCUAGAGCUCAUCUCUGAGGCUGCCUUGUGGUUGUCUGUAGAAGAUGUCUGCAGCUAAAGUGAAAAUGCGCGAGAAGAAGAUGAGGAACCAGCCCGCCAGUGUUCAGUACCCAUCUGUGCUGGAGAGCAGCACACAGAAGAACGGGGGGGACACUCCGGUCACCGGUGGAGGUGGAGCUGGUGGUGAGGCCGGUGGUGCUGGUCCAUCUGGCUUCUAUCCAAAUACAGAAAGGCCAAAGAACCCCCACCAGCGGGGGGGAUGGGUCCGAGGACACCAGAGAGAUGGUGGCGGCUACGCCAAGGAGAUGCCAAAAUACAUCACUGCUGGAGCUUUUGCCAGGGCCAGGGCGGCGGAGGUGAGCACCAUGCUGAAAGCCGUCACCAAGACAACGGGCAGCUGCCAUGUGUUUGGAGCCUUACCCAAACACAUGAGGAGACGGGCGAUGAGCCACAACACCAAGCGGCUCCCUUGCAGACUGAGAGAUUUGGCCAACAGGAUGCGAGAGAAGAGCCUCCAGGGCGGCAAGAAGAAGGAGGAGGCGAAGAGCAAGAGCCGCAAGGCCCGCCGCCGGCACGGAAACCUGCUGCUGGAGUUCAACCGCCGGCAGAGGAAGAACAUGUGGCUGGAGACGCACAUUUGGCACGCCAAGCGCUUCCACAUGGUAAAAAAGUGGGGCUACUGUCUCGGGGACAGACCCACAUACAAGUGUUACCGGUCCAGCUACAGGGCUAUGAGCAGCCACUGCCUGCUACAGGACCUUUCUUACUACUGCUGCAUAGAGCUACACGGAGAGGAAGACAAGCUGCUGGCUUCUCUGUCCCAGCUGACCAGCAAGGAGGCUGGUCCCACAUUUGCUGCAGCACUGAGUCUAUCAGGGCAAAGACAGGGCAGUGUGGUAGUGUACAGAGCAGGACAGUACCCCAUGCAGCCCCUGGGCCCUGUCACCUUCCUCUGGAGACCCCGUGCACAGGGCUCAACCCACAGGCAGCUGUGGAUUUGGGCUCAUCCCACAACAAAACAGGACCUUCUUCUUGAGUUACAAACUGUCUGCCAGUGUUGUGAGGCCGUACUUCCCCCCGUUGCUCCAGCGGUGACACCCGCUGACGUUGUUCCCGCCAUAAAACUGGAACCAAAGCCUGAAUCAACCCCUAAGGCCAAGCAGGUGACUGGAAUCAAGAGAAAGCAAACCUGUAAAGUUGACGGUGAACCUCCUGCCAAGAAGAUCCUGGGAGAUGGAACCAGAUCUCCCACCACCCCGGUUACCUGGAAGUCCAGCUCAAAUGGGAUCGUUAUAAGUGAUCUCACGAUGGAGAUCGUACGCUAUCGUCUGAUUGGACCACAGUCCCAUUCUUUUCUGGCGGAAACUAUAGAAGCAGCUACAAACUGUGAUGAAAUGAGCAAAUCCCAGCCCUCCUCUCUCUGGUGGCCUGAGCACUGCAAAAAUGAGAGCAAGAUGGACCUGCAUCAACAACAAGCCGAUGUCUUUCAACUACUGAAAGGCAUCUAUUCAACUGGAGACCUCCCCUCGGGCACAGUACUUGGUCUGAAUGUUGAUGACCCCAGGCUGACAUUACCCACAAAGAAGGUUAAAGCUUUACCCAGUGUAAAGCAGGCACAAGAAGAGGAAGAGGAGAAGAGGAGGGAGCUGAUGUUGCGAGGAGUCCCAGCACACUGCUGUCAGAGUAACCUGUGGGAGCGAUCUGUCCGGGAAAACGUCACGGAUAACAAGAUAUCAGAGCAGGAGCUGAACCGUAUGAAGAGUGAGGUGCUGGUGCCGGGCUCCAGGCUGAGCCCCACUCCCCCGCAGGGCCGAGUCCCCAUCCUGCUGGUCCACCAGCCCGGCAAACAGGUGGGGCAUGAGAUGAGCUGCUGGGGUGCUGGAUGGGAUCUGCUGCUUCCCAAAGGAUGGGGCAUGGCCUUCUGGGUCCCACUGACGUACAGAGGGGUUCGCAUCGGAGGCCUGACCAUGAGUCUGAAACACUCUCAGAAUAAAGGAGCCCCACACUUCCCCCAUGAUUACCCAGACUGCCCUGCAGGCGUUCGCUUUCAGGAGGAGCAGGAGGCUCAGCUCCUGCACAAGUUCAAAAGGAAUCCGCCCGCCAAAAGGACCAAUUACAUUAAACACGGCUGUCUGGCCCCUUUCUGUUGCCCGUGGCAACAGCUGUCCGAGGAGUGGGAGCUCAUCUUGAGGGAAGGAGGAGAGGAGGGGGAAGGAGACCACCGGACCCAAACGGCGACAGAGGCCGAUGCUGUGAUGGAGGAGGCGGCGACAUCACGCAGAGACGUCACCGUAGUAACGCCUCCGAGACGGGUCACUGUACUGAGGAACAGAAAGUCACUGAGGCUGCUCUCUGGUUGGUGCAGACCCACGACAUCUAAAGGUCAAAGGGCACGCCGUGGCGGCGAGCUGUCCCCUCUCGACCGGUCGGCCAUGAAGCUGUUUCUGUCAGCACACGGGACGAGUCUGGUGUGGGUGCGCCUUAGGCUGCUGUCCAAGGGCAAACCAGAGCUCCACGCCAUGGUGUGCGUGCCAACCACGGAGGACCUGAAGCUGCUGGACAAGGAGUCCGGCGGCGGCAGUGGCCCCCAGGAGCCGACGCACAGAGACCACUUUAAAAGUCGAAUUAGACGUCGAAAGAAGGGCCCCAAGAGGGCUGCUGCCUCGUCUUUGUGUUCCGAUAAGCCAGAGGGCAGAGAGUCAGACCCACGCUCUGGCUCUGAACCAAACCCCACCACAUCUAAAGGCCCCAAAUCCUCCCCCCAAUCAACCCCUGACCUCACCUUUGGGCUGUGGCCGGACCCUCUUCCGAGCGUCACCUCCCACUGCUCCCGGGUGACGCUAGGCUGGGUCACCCAGGGCGACUUCUCCCUGUCUGCCGGCUGUGGGGAGGCACUGGGGUUCGUCAGUGUGGCCGGUCUCCUCAGCACCCUCUUCAGCCAGCCGGUGGAACACAGAGGAACGUUGCUGCUGCGCAACCCCGCGUCCCUGCACUACCGCUUCACUAAAGUCAACCUAGAGGUUUGAUUGAAACGUCUGAGCCUGUGCAGAACUUAACAAAGAUCAACACGGCUUCUGUCCUGCAGAGGCCUGAAAUGAUAUGUAAUCAAGUCGCAUGAUGCUUCAUUAACUAAGUGAUCCCUAUGCCUUGGUAAUGUUCGGAAGACCUAAUAUUGUGCAUGGGGCCUAACUUUUUUUUUUUUUUUUACUUCUAUAUAUUUUACUCUGAAAGAGGCAUCAUUAUGGUUUCAGUUGAGAAAGGUUGGAUGUGUUUUCAUACUGAUGCUUUUUGUAAGAGGAAUGCUGCACAAAAGAGAUCAGUUAAACACAACUUGGUUUCCAAAAAUAAUUAAUUAAGGCUAAUUUUACUUCCCUCUAAAUCCACGCUAAGGAUGACAAGUGUAUUUAAGUUAGUGGUAUUCUAUUCUUUUUUUAAAAUGUCAGAUUAAUGGGUUUGAAUUUGAAAAAGUGUCAGUUUCUGUUUCAAAACAAGCCACUCCAUUAAAGAUUGUUUCAACAUAAGCUAAUAAAAUACCCAUGCUGCACUUG
Messenger RNA from Anoplopoma fimbria (sablefish), 3794 nucleotides. It is a transcript of the gene pop1, whose product is annotated as POP1 homolog, ribonuclease P/MRP subunit. Gene Ontology annotation, cellular component: nucleolar ribonuclease P complex; ribonuclease MRP complex. NCBI's taxonomy places the organism in Eukaryota, Metazoa, Chordata, Actinopteri, Perciformes, Anoplopomatidae. The record is from RefSeq and is a predicted model, not a curated record. Gene Ontology annotation, biological process: tRNA 5'-leader removal. The transcript has 16 exons. Bases 291 to 3272 code for a protein of 993 amino acids.